AUGAUCCCCUACGCGACUGCGGCGGACGGCGAGGCAGCGCUGGGGCGCGCCAUGACGUGGGCCGAAGCGGCGUGGUACCAGUACUCGGCGGUGAUGCCAGAUUCCUGGCUGCACUGCCACACUACAUUUAUCCUGUUCGUCAUCUACACCAUCGCCCCGCUGCCCCUCCUGGUCCUCGAGCAGUUCGCUCCGUCCGUCGUCCUGCCGUACAAGCUGCAACCCCGGAUAUUAAGGACUCGAAUGGGGCUGCCGUUGCCGUCGGUCAGGGAGACAAUUGCGCAGCUAGUGGUAUACUCUCUCGUGGAGGAUUACCUCAGCUACUGGAUCCACCGUCUUCUGCACACCCAGUGGUGCUACCGAAAGAUCCACCGCGUCCACCACGAGUUUACAGCUCCGACAGGCUUUGCCAUGUCAUAUAGCCACUGGGCCGAGAACCUCGUCCUUUCUAUCCCCGCCUUGGCCGGCCCAGUGCUCGUGCCAUGCCACGUCACCACGCAAUGGCUCUGGUUCUCCAUCCGCCUAAUUGAGGGCAUCAACACGCACAGCGGUUACCAUUUCCCAUUCAGCCCUUGCAGGCUGAUUCCAUUCUAUGGAGGAGCAGCGUACCAUGACUAUCAUCACUACGCAGGAGGCCGUAGUCAAAGCAACUUUGCUCCUCUUUUCACCUACUGUGAUUAUAUAUAUAGGACAGACAAAGGCUACAGAUACCACAAGCUAAAGCAAGAGAAGCUGAAGAAUCUAGCAGAAAAUAGUGCGGAGAAAGGAGGCAACUACGCAUUCGACAAAGGAAGAAAGGACUGA
Molecule: messenger RNA, 801 nt
Organism: Miscanthus lutarioriparius
Lineage: Eukaryota; Viridiplantae; Streptophyta; Magnoliopsida; Poales; Poaceae
Source: the annotation of a GenBank genome assembly